CGUAGGCUUCCCAUGAACAAUGAAGUAGUACGAGAAGCAUUAAUGUAAACAAUAGUAUAUCUGAUUUGAAGAAUAUAUUUUAUUUGAUUGAUACCACUCCCUUGUAUCCGGUGGCAUGCUGCGCGCGUGCGGCCGCGCGAGACACGCCCUGUCGCUCGGCCCCGGAGCGCGCCGGAGCUCGAGCGUCCCGGACUGCGACGCCCCGCUCGAUCACGACACCAUCACUCUGUUGCAGCGCCUGUCGCUGGUCGACUUGGGCAGUAGGAAAGUGGUGGACGCGCUCCGAGAGGCGGUCAGGUUCGCUAGCGUCAUCACGACGGUCGACACCUCCGGGGUGCAGCCCAUGGUGUCUGUUCUGGACGACAGGACGCUGCGUCUGCGCCGGGACGCGGUGACGGACGGCGACCGCCGAGACCAGGUGCUGGCCAGCGCCAGCGUCACGGAGGAGGAGUACCUGGUCGCUCCCCCCGGGAACGUGCCCCUGGCCCCCCGGGGCGUGCCGGGGCAGUAG
This is a messenger RNA of Bacillus rossius redtenbacheri, 511 nucleotides long. It is a transcript of the gene GatC, whose product is annotated as glutamyl-tRNA(Gln) amidotransferase subunit C, mitochondrial. Gene Ontology annotation, biological process: regulation of translational fidelity; glutaminyl-tRNAGln biosynthesis via transamidation; mitochondrial translation. Gene Ontology annotation, molecular function: glutaminyl-tRNA synthase (glutamine-hydrolyzing) activity. Gene Ontology annotation, cellular component: glutamyl-tRNA(Gln) amidotransferase complex; mitochondrion. Bases 116 to 511 code for a protein of 131 amino acids. The record is from RefSeq and is a predicted model, not a curated record. The transcript has 3 exons. NCBI's taxonomy places the organism in Eukaryota, Metazoa, Arthropoda, Insecta, Phasmatodea, Bacillidae.